AAAAGAAAUGUAUAGAAAGAUAGUUGUUUGUUGUGUGUCGUGUCAGCCUCUCAACUUCCAAAACCUUGGGUCUCUCUUCAAUUACAUUUUCUUUAUCUUUCAGUACGAGACAACUUCUUGUACAAUAAUUUGUUGAAUUGUUUUCUCAAAAACAGAUUUUUAUUUUUAUUUUUUCAGAAAUCUUUGCAGUGUCCAUUAACUGAGAUUUUUCAGGAAAAAAACCAUUGAAUUAUGCAGGUGCCAAUGUCAACUCCUCAGCUUCAAAUAUAUUGUCCAGAUGUAUUAGAUGCUAUCAGUUCUGGAGUGAUAUCUGGUUACCUAUAGAAGCAAUAUGACAUUAGGAUCAAAGAAGCAAUGGAAGUCCAUAGUUCCCCAGUAUUUGAGAGGAAAAUCAGUCCCUCGUUUUUGUUUAUUUUCCAAAGUGAAGCCGACUGAUCAUAGUCCUGGAAAUACUUCGGUUUAUCUCAAUGUGUAUGACUUGACACCUGCGAAUGGUUAUGUCUACUGGGCUGGCCUAGGUAUAUUUCAUUCUGCUGUGGAAGUUCAUGGUGUGGAGUAUGCAUUUGGAGCUCAUGACUAUCCUUCAAGUGGUGUCUUUGAAGUUGAACCUCGAGAAUGCCCGGGUUUUAGGUUUAGGAAGUCAAUAUUCAUCGGGACUACAUCUUUGGACGCGACCCAGGUUCGGGAGUUGAUUGAAUGUCAAGCUGCAAACUAUAAUGGUGAUACAUAUCACUUGAUUGCAAAGAAUUGCAAUCAUUUCUGCAAAGACAUAUGUCACAAGCUUACAGGGAAAAAAAUUCCAAAGUGGGUAAAUCGACUUGCAAAAUUAGGUUCAAUCUUUAACUGCGUCUUACCCGAAGCCCUUAAAGUUACUGCUGUGCAAGGUGAUCCGAAAUCUGAAGCAUGUGAUGACAAUGAGAUGACGAAGCUAAGAGGUAGUUCGUGUUGUCUGUCCUCAAUCUCAACCAUGCAGAGGCAUUUGUCGGCAUCGUCCCCAUUUAAAGUUUGCUUACCAUUGUGGGAAUUAAGAAGGUCUACAAAUGGCUCACCAAAGGAAAGAAAAGACUGAGGAUGUCUCCUUUCUGGGCUAAUUUGUGAAUUUUCAAAACUACGAUACGGUUCAGGAGGGAAAUAUUGUAUGAAAAAAGGUAUUAUUUUUCCACCUUGCUGAUUCAUUCAUCUUUUUAACUGUGAAUUCAUUUCGUAGGAGACAAAAGGAACUCCUUUCAUUUGUAAUUGUCAAUCACAUUCCUUUUCAAUAUAAAUGUUCAUAUAAAUCCAAA
This is a messenger RNA of Olea europaea var. sylvestris, 1283 nucleotides long. Its product is annotated as deSI-like protein At4g17486. Bases 332 to 1069 code for a protein of 245 amino acids. NCBI's taxonomy places the organism in Eukaryota, Viridiplantae, Streptophyta, Magnoliopsida, Lamiales, Oleaceae. Gene Ontology annotation, molecular function: deubiquitinase activity. The transcript has 4 exons. Gene Ontology annotation, biological process: protein deubiquitination. The record is from RefSeq and is a predicted model, not a curated record.